Juglans regia (Persian walnut) is the source of this 1603-nucleotide messenger RNA. RefSeq names its product RGG repeats nuclear RNA binding protein A-like. Bases 186 to 1295 code for a protein of 369 amino acids. The record is from RefSeq and is a predicted model, not a curated record. The transcript has 8 exons. Gene Ontology annotation, cellular component: nucleus; cytoplasm. Gene Ontology annotation, molecular function: RNA binding. NCBI's taxonomy places the organism in Eukaryota, Viridiplantae, Streptophyta, Magnoliopsida, Fagales, Juglandaceae.
CGAGGUCCUUUGUCCAGACACCCAGCAAUAAAUUCAGCGUUUCAAGAUUAGAUCUGUGCUUAUACUGUUCUUAUAUCUAUAUACCGAUGGAGGAGUUGUUAAGCUAGGGUUCGUGGUCGCCUUUCGUGCUAUAAUCUCUGAAAGGGCUCCUUUUCCGCUUCCGUUUUCAUAUCUAUUUCGGAAGGAUGGCGACCAUGAACCCCUUUGAUUUGUUAGGCGACGACGACGCCGAGGACCCUUCUCUGCUGAUCGCUGCUCAGCAGAAACUUGCCGCCGCCGCAGCUGCGCAACCCAAGAAGGUGGCUCCGGCGGCUCAAUCUAAGCCGGCCUCUGAGCAGCAGCAGACCAAACCGCCGCCUAAACUCCCCUCCAAGCCCCUUCCCCCUGCGCAAGCCGUGAGAGAGGCAAGGAAUGAAGGUGGACGCGGAGGAGGUCGAGGAGGUGGACGAGGAUAUGGGCGUGGCCGAGGCAGUGGUGGUUUCAAUCGUGAUUCUGCCAACAAUGAGAGCUCAUUCAGCAACAGCGCAGCCCCCACUGGUCAAGGUUCCGUUGAAGACGGGGAGUCGGGUAAGUCUACUGAAAGGUGGGGCUACGGUGGACCUCGUAGUCCUUACCGCAGUGGUCGCCGAGGUGGUUUCAGCAAUGGAGAAGUUGGUGAUGGGGAACGUCCUCGAAGGCCAUUUGAACGCCGUAGUGGGACUGGGCGAGGAAAUGAGGUCAAACGAGAAGGGUCUGGCCGUGGAAACUGGGGAUCACAAACUGAUGAAAUUGAGGUGACUGAAGAAGUUGUCAAUGAAACUGAGAAGAAUGUGGGUGAUGAAAAGCCUGUAGUUGAGGAAGAGGCUCCAGACAGCAACAAGGAGAAUCCUUCUAAUGAAGCUGAAGAAAAAGAACCCGAGGAUAAGGAGAUGACUCUGGAAGAAUAUGAGAAACUACUGGAGGAGAGGAGGAAGGCCCUGCAGGCUCUUAAGACGGAGGAAAGAAAGGUGGAUGUGAAAGAGUUUGAAUCCAUGCAACAACUUUCAAGCAAGAAGGGCAGUGAUGACAUCUUUAUUAAACUGGGUUCUGAGAAGGAUAAGCGGAGAGAGGCUGAGAAGGAAGAGAAGGCCAAGAAGUCUGUCAGCAUUAAUGAGUUCUUGAAGCCUGCUGAAGGAGAAAGGUACCAAAACCCAGGUGGCCGGGGUCGAGGUCGGGGUCGCGGUUUGAGAGGAGGGUUUGGUGGAAAUGCAGGCAGCAGUGUGGCAGCCCCAUCUAUUGAAGAUCCUAGUCACUUCCCAACCUUAGGCGCCAAGUGAGAUUCUCCAGGAUCCCGUUUACAAUCUCAAUGGGUUUUCCAUUUUUGGGUUCUAUGCUUGCGAUCUCUACCAGGGAAAUGACUAGAAUAAUUGGAUUUCCUGUAUUAAAAAGAUCCUUUAAAUUUCGUGCCCUAAAAUGUAUAUUUUAUGUUCUUCAUAUGUUCCCCUGUAGUUUUCCCCUCUUUUCCCCUUCAUCGUAUGCUCUGUUUUCUGUUUUUAAGACUUGGGGGCAUAUGAAACGAUUAACUUAUGGCUACAAUUCAUCGUUGCUUAGUUUUCGGAAUAGAUUUGAGACUAUUUCGGUUUUU